AUGAACAAGGAAUGUAGUGCCCUCAUCAAGAAGGACGUGCUCCUAAAGAAAAAAGAUACAGGGAGCUUUCAUAUUCCCUAUGUCAUAGGUGAAACAAAAAUUGACAAAGGAUUUUGUGAUCUAAGAGCUAGCAUAAAUAUGAUGCCUCUAUCUCUUAUGAAGAAGUUGCAAAUCAAUGAGCUAAGAUCCACAGAUGUAAUUAUACAAUUGGCUGAUAAAACUCAAAAGCAGGCUGAAGAAGUAGUCAAAAAUGGGUUGGUGAAAGUGGGAAAUUAUUUCCUUCCCACAGACUUUGUUGUUCUGGACAUAGAGGAAAGUUACCUCCACCCCAUUAUUCUGGGGAGACCAUUUAUAGCCACUGCUAGAGCACUUAUAGAUGUGGAACAAGGAGAGUUAAUCCUGAGAAUACAUGAUGAAUAUCUCACCUUUCAUGUUUUCAAACCUACAUCUAAAUCUGAGUCAGAACCUAAUGAGUCAAAGGAUGAUUACAGCAAAAUGUACUUGGAGGAAAGCAACAGGGAAUCAGUAGCUGAACCCCUGAAACAGUCCUUGAUGAAUAAGCAAGAAUUUCAAGAGAAGUAG
Arachis duranensis is the source of this 582-nucleotide messenger RNA. RefSeq lists its product as uncharacterized. Bases 1 to 582 code for a protein of 193 amino acids. The record is from RefSeq and is a predicted model, not a curated record. The transcript has a single exon. NCBI's taxonomy places the organism in Eukaryota, Viridiplantae, Streptophyta, Magnoliopsida, Fabales, Fabaceae.